AUGGGGAAUGCAGAAGCAGUCUGGGCACUUGGCCCAUUUGUAGAAGUGAUCCAUGAAGAGCAUUUUUUUGUUUGCAACAUUAGUGUCAAAAAGGCUUCAGGCUUGAAGGAGGGUGCAGUUUGGCCCAAUAGACCAAUUUUGUUGUGCUUCUUAAAUGUUCCAAAAAAACACAAUGGGCUCAACAUGCUUCAGCCCAGCGAAAACUUAUCAGAUUAUUAUUCUAUCACUAUUUACAUACUUCUAUUAUUAAGAGAAAUAAAUAAUAAAAACAAAACAAAACGAUGUAGUUUUAUAGCUUUUGUUAGGGUUAGUGACCAUUGGUAUUUUAGAUGA
This is a messenger RNA of Vicia faba (fava bean), 333 nucleotides long. The record is from the annotation of a GenBank genome assembly. Lineage: Eukaryota; Viridiplantae; Streptophyta; Magnoliopsida; Fabales; Fabaceae.